AUGCGUGGCCUGGCCUGGCUCACCGCUGCGAAGAAAGACCUGGCAGACUGCAGGGGGAAAGCUCGGAAGCUGCUGAUCUCGGCCCUGAAGACCGGAGAGUCGAGGAGGAGGGAGCCGCUAGUAACGACAAGCACGAGUAGUGGGCCGGUUGUUUGUUUCCCGUGCCUGUUAUUUUCAGUAUCUAGUGGAACUGUAUGGGUAGCAGGUGGAUACAGUGAUUUAAAUAAUUUGCCUAAUGCUUUAAACAAGCACGAGAGAUCUGCUGCGCAUUAUGAAAGCCAAAUAGCAUUGAAGACAUUUGGGUCUACACGGAUCGACUUGCUCAUAGAUAAGCAGAAGCAACUUAGCAUCGAUAUUCACAAUGAAAAAGUUAAGGAGAACAGAGAGAUACUAAAAAAGUUAAUAUGUGCUACUUGCUUUUUGAUCAGACAAGAACUUGCUUUUCGCGAUGAUAAUGAAAACAAAGAAUCGCUAAAUCGUGGAAACUAUAUUGAGUUACUGAAAUAUACAGCAAAAUUUGAUGAAAAAUUGGCACAUAAUUUACAAAGUUCAUCCAUUUUUUUUGGCAUUUCUAACAAGAUACAAAAUGACUUGAUUGAAGCAGUAGGCACAGUUGUAGAAAAUAAUAUUAAAGAAGAGAUCGCAAAAGCCCCAUUCAUUGCCAUAGAAGUGGAUGAAUCCACUGUUAUUUCAAAUACAGCUCAGUGCUCUACAGUAUUACGGUAUAUAUUGGACUCUGAAAUUAAAGAAGCAUUCAAAGGCUUUGACAAACCUAAGGACAGAACUGCUACUAGUGUAACAGAAUGCAUAUUCAAUAACUUAGACAAAUAUACUUGUGCUGAGAAACUUGUAGCACAGACAUACGAUGGAGCAAUGGUAAUGGCAUCAAACUUAAAUGGUAUUCAGGCUAAAGGAAGGGAAAAGGCACCGUCAGCUUUAUUUACCCACUGCUGUGCUCAUAAGUUGAAUCUUGUUCUGUCUCAGUCAGCAAAAUUCAUACCUGAAUGUACCGGCCUUUUCAAGACCAUUGACGCUCUUGCCUCAUUUUUUAGUCAUUCUACAAAACAAACGCAGUUUCUUGAUGAAAUAAUGCAGAAACGUAUUCCAAAGGCAGCACCAACCAGAUGGACUUCAAACUCAAAGCAAAUUCUAACUAUUUUGCAAUAUCAUGGAGACCUCUGUAAACUUUUUGACAGCAUUAACAGCAAUCCUUUAUUGUGGGAUCCUGAAACUUUGGUGAGGAGCAAUGGGUGUUAUGCUUGGAUAACAAAAGAUUCUACAUACUUUCUUCUCAUGGUUUAUAAUUAA
Amblyraja radiata (thorny skate) is the source of this 1308-nucleotide messenger RNA. RefSeq lists its product as uncharacterized. The record is from RefSeq and is a predicted model, not a curated record. The transcript has 3 exons. Bases 1 to 1308 code for a protein of 435 amino acids. NCBI's taxonomy places the organism in Eukaryota, Metazoa, Chordata, Chondrichthyes, Rajiformes, Rajidae.